Pungitius pungitius (ninespine stickleback) is the source of this 1497-nucleotide messenger RNA. RefSeq lists its product as uncharacterized. Bases 82 to 1149 code for a protein of 355 amino acids. The record is from RefSeq and is a predicted model, not a curated record. Gene Ontology annotation, molecular function: GTP binding. The transcript is spliced from 3 exons. Lineage: Eukaryota; Metazoa; Chordata; Actinopteri; Perciformes; Gasterosteidae.
GGGGCUGUGUUCUCCUGCGAGCUGAGACACGGAAGCAGGCAGCAACGAGGACGUGUAGCCGCCCCGCACCCGACGUCAGACAUGUCCUCUUCUCGAGACAUGUCCUCUUCUCUAGACAUGUCCUCUUCUCUAGACAUGUCCUCUUCUCUUCAGUCAGCGGAGCUCCGGCUGGUGGUGCUGGGCCGGACCGGAGCAGGAAAGAGAUCGGCCGUCAGCACCAUCCUGGGCCUGGACGAAGCUCCGCGGGGCGCGGAGGAGGGCGUCCGGCAGGAGUGCAGCAAACAGCGGGGGGAGGCCGCGGGGAGACGGGUGGCGGUCGUCUCCAGUCCGGCCUGGUUCGGCCCAGGCUGCGACCUCGAGGAAAGGAGAAGACACAUUUCCUCCUUCGUCGCCUUGUCCAGCCCUGGACCACACGCCUUCCUGCUGUGCGUCCCCGUGAACCAGCCGGCCGAGGGCGAGGCCGAAGCCCUCAACGUCCUCAGGAAGCUGUUCGGCGCCUCGGCGGUCGAAGCGAACACCAUCGUCCUCUUCACCCACACCGAGGAGCUGGAGGAGGAGGAGCAGCUGGAGGAUUACCUCUCCGCGUGGCGCAAGGACCUGAAGGAGCUGGUGCAGGCGUGCGGUGAGCACUACCACACCUUGGAGCCCCGCGGCGGCGCGGCGGAGGAGGCCAAAGCCGUUGAGGAGCUGCUGGAGAAGGUGGAGCAGGCGGUGAGAGCGAGGGGGGCGCAGCACUGCAGCGGCGCUCUGUACCGGGAGGCCGAGGAGAGAGUGAGGGGGAGGCAGGUGGAGCUCGUCAGGCAGAGGAGAGGAGCCUCUCCAGCGGACCCACAACCGGAGGGAGAUGUCACAGAAGAAGAGAUGGAGGCGGUCCGAGACGCGGCGGAGAGGAGUGCGGGCGACUUUAAUGUAGACGUAGACGGCCUUUUCCCCAGGUCACCUGACUCCCCCGCGCCCUCCUUCCUGUGGGGCCUAUGGGGGAAGCUGACUGGCUGGACCAGCUGGCUGCCCAGAAUGAUGAGGAUGGAGGCCCUGCUGGGAGCGCUGGUCAGCCUGUUUGUGGGGGGGCCGUUAGGAGGUGCGAUGGGGGCCACUGUGGGGUCCGUGGCUACUGAGGUGGGGAGAAGAAGAACAAAGCAAACCAAAUGAGUCGAUCUCAGGUUAAAGGCUCAUGCAUCGAGUUGCACAUUAAAGUCACCUGUGUGUCGCACACUGUUGUUACUCAGCUGUCAAAUACUAUUCAAGCACACCGUGUUAUCUAAUGGCUUUACAGAGAUACAAAUGUUUGAUGACUUACUCACUACUGAAGUCUUGAAUGAUGAAUAAAGUUUUUUCUUUCACGACAGUAUUUAAAUGUUAAUGAUCCUGCACUAAUCCAGUUUGAGGGCUGCACUAACAAGCUGUGAACAUGACGUUGAGGUAUCAGGGCUUUUUACUUAAAUCAUAAGCUGAUCAAAUCACUGUCACACAGCAACAUUAAAACAGUCUUUAAAGUCA